Messenger RNA from Colletotrichum lupini, 2826 nucleotides. RefSeq names its product ATP-dependent Clp protease. The coding region runs from base 1 to 2826 and encodes 941 amino acids. The record is from RefSeq and is a predicted model, not a curated record. Gene Ontology annotation, biological process: proteolysis; protein catabolic process. Lineage: Eukaryota; Fungi; Ascomycota; Sordariomycetes; Glomerellales; Glomerellaceae. The transcript is spliced from 11 exons. Gene Ontology annotation, molecular function: ATP hydrolysis activity; ATP binding. Gene Ontology annotation, cellular component: mitochondrial matrix.
AUGACGUCGUGGGGCAACGCAGCUGGGAGCUCGCACCUCGCAAAAAGCAGCCCGGAUGAAGCACCACCAGUGGUACCUACGGGGCAAAGGUCCAGGCCUUCCUCUCAUCACCUCACUUAUGGUUGGCCUGGCUGGUGCGACCAAUUCAACGAGAAUUGCUGCUCCAUCGGAAAACCCCUCCCUGGGGAUGCCUGUUUGGUGCAUCUCAAUUCUCAACAACAAAAAAUUCACCGGCCGAAUCAAAACGGGGUUGAUGGACGACCAAGGCGCCGCGCAGCCGAUUGGACUCAUCGCCACCUCCGGAAGGGUGGUGGAACUGGUGUCCAAGGCGAAAAGGCGACGCUGAAGGUUGAGGCACUUCUUUUAGCGGCUGAAACUCCGCGUUGGUACUUGAAUUUGCUCGGCAACCCCGUCUUCUCACUCGAUGGACUGAUGGAGGCGUUAUUUGGUUGCCGGGUUUGCACCUUGCUCCUUCGAGGGGAGACGAGUACGAGUUAUCAAUAUCAGCGUUGGUGGGACCGAUAUGUCGUUAUCGUCGCCAAAUGCCAUCACCGAUACGUCAGGCGCAACAAAGUAGUUUCGGGUGAUUCACACCAGAUGCACCAGUCGUCCAACACACUUCUCUUCAUAUUUCUGCAUAAUGAUAGACAGCCUGGUCUUGUAGAUCCAAUGGGCAGCCAUAGUAAUCUAUCAUGGCCCAUUGUUCUCAGUAUUUUGCUAGAUGUUCAAAGGGCAGCCCAGGCUCAGGCAUGGACAUGGGCCACAGGCAGAAUCCAAGAUAUGCCAGUGAUCGCGGCCGGGGUAUACCAAGCUAACGCAAGCUCUGGUGCCAUGGGAAUUGACUUUAGGAAGCCGCUCCUAAGCGCUGCUGUGCUGGAGCUCCAGCUCCCCAACCCCGCAUCCGGGCCACACGACCGCCGACAGCUCUGGGCAAGGUCCCUUAUCCGGCCUAUCUAUCGAGCCAGCCACACUCUCACGACAUCCCCUCCGGUCACCGGACUCCCCGUCAUCAUUACCGACGUCCCCCAAACACGAAGGCCACGAUCGAUAGCGACGAGCUUCACGAAUAAUUACGGCGGCUAUCUGACUAUGGCCUAUACAUGCGCACGAUGCCUUCUCCUCUCGAGUGCUAAGCGCACCUUCUCCGCCUCCUCCGCUGCUCGAACCGCCCCGAGACGUUCACAAGACUUCAACUCGGGUUUCACAAGCAGUUAUGAUCCGACUAGUGAUACUGGCCGCGGGCCCAUGUUCAACAAGAACAACUUCGGAGUUCCGCAAUUCUAUCCCCGAGACCUGAAGAAGCGUGUAGACGACUAUGUUGUCGGCCAACAUCGAGCGAAGAAGACCAUCUGCUCCACCAUCUUCAACCACUAUCAAGGAGUGCGGCGGAGAAGGCACCAGGAACACGAGGAGAAGCUACAGAGAGAAAAGGCCGAGAGGCAACGCUAUGCCCGAGAUAGAGACAUUCUCGAGAGGCGUGACAUUCAUCCUGUUCAAGGUCAGCGAGGUCGUCAGUCUGCCUUCCAGCGCUUUCCUGCUGAUGACGAGUGGCCCCAAGAUGAGUUCCCUGGCCAUGCCGAAUCUACCCAACACUUGGAUGAAGGCUAUGAGUCGUCCACCGGUUUCGACGGUUCCUAUCUUGCCGAGGAACCUGCAACCCCUCCUCCAGUCAAGAUUGACAAGAGCAACUUACUGCUCAUCGGUCCCACCGGUGUCGGAAAGACAUACAUACUAGAAACUUUAAGCAAGAAGCUCAACGUACCGUUCACGAUAUCCGAUUGCAAUGGAUUCACCCAGGCCGGCUAUAUCGGACAGGAUGUCGAGACAUGCGUAGAGAGACUACUGAUCGAAUCGAAUUACGACAUCAAGGCUACAGAGCAGGGAAUUAUCGUACUGGACGAAUUUGAUAAGCUGGCGAAAAGGGAGAGCAUGAAUGGCCGCGACGUUGGCGGAGAAGGCGUUCAGCAAGCUUUACUCAAGCUCGUCGAAGGCUCCAAAGUAACAAUCAACGUCAAGGACAACCGCUCGUCACGAUCAACACCUCCUAUUACAACAAAUUAUACUUCUUCGAGUUCAACGUCAGCCCCUCAAUCGACUCCACCUCAGGGCAAGGUCGAUCAGUACACAAUCGACACGACAAAUAUUCUGUUCGUCUUUUGUGGUGCUUUCGUUGGUCUUGACAAAGUUAUUGUCCGGAGAGUAUCGAAGCCAUCCAUGGGCUUUGGCUCAGAACUGAAAGGAAAACAUGGCCUCGCCGGCAAUCAGCACGACUUACCGCGCCAAUCAUUCUCGCAUCUGCCACAUGUUGACCCCGAGGCACCAGCCUCAGCAUACACUCCCUUGGACCUCACGACGCCAGUAGACCUGCAGGUGUUUGGAUUCAUCCCUGAACUAAUUGGUAGAGUGCACAACAUCUGUGCACUUAGUCCUUUAUCCUUGAAUGAUCUUUACAGGAUUCUGACUGAGCCGCGUAACUCCCUGGUUGCGCAAUACACUGCUCUGUUCGAAACAUAUCCUUCCAAGCUACGCUUCACGCAGAAAGCCUUAUAUGCAAUCGCGGAACGUGCUGCGAAGGCCAAGACCGGGGCUCGAGGCCUCAAGAUGGAGAUGGAGAGAGUUUUGGCAGAGCCGAUUUUCGAUGCGCCGAUGUCAUACGUCUUGAUCACCGAAGGUUGCGUCAAGGGCACUGAGAAAGCCGGAUACUGGGGCAAGGACGGCCGUUUGGAACUGGAGCGGCGUAUGGCUGACGAGGACGCUGAACCUGGAUCGCGGCCAGAGGAUGUCACCUUUGAGCAGUAUCGCGAGGCUGGCCAGAGUGGUGCAUGA